Mustela erminea (ermine) is the source of this 3945-nucleotide messenger RNA. RefSeq names its product chloride voltage-gated channel 7 (gene CLCN7). The record is from RefSeq and is a predicted model, not a curated record. Gene Ontology annotation, cellular component: lysosomal membrane; intracellular membrane-bounded organelle. Gene Ontology annotation, molecular function: voltage-gated chloride channel activity. The transcript is spliced from 24 exons. NCBI's taxonomy places the organism in Eukaryota, Metazoa, Chordata, Mammalia, Carnivora, Mustelidae. Bases 1600 to 3843 code for a protein of 747 amino acids. Gene Ontology annotation, biological process: chloride transport; transmembrane transport.
CCUGUGUGGGACUCGAUCCCGGGACCCCGGGAUCAUGACCUGAGUGGAAGGCAGAUGCUUCGUUGACUGACAGGGGACAGGCAUCCCCUGACCUGACCGUUCUUGUCACACCUCUCCCAAGGCUGCCGCGUGGCUCUUGGAAACUGCAGAGGCGAGAGGAGAUGUGUGAUGGGUCCUGACUUUGGGUCCCUUGUUCGGAGGGGUGACGGUCCCAUGUAACCGAGCUUCUUUCCUGGUCACUGGUGGGGGCGUUGGAAGUGACCAAACAGCCUUUCUCUACGGCUCCAUCUGCCGGUUCGGGGUGUGGAUCCCGUCACACUGUCCACGUGGCCUGGCCUUGCUCAGUAGGGUCUGUCCAUCUGUGCACCCUGUCUGGCUGGCCGGUCUGUGUGUACAGACACAUCCCCGGGGAUGUGCAUUUGGUGUUGCUGUGGCCAGGCUGCGGGCUGGGUGGUGGCCCAGACCCCUUCCUGCUCACACGUGUCCUGUCAGUGGAGCGGAGGUGGCAGCCAGCUUGAGAACGGGGGUUCCUUGCGGGGCCGGCACAGUGGCCAGCAGGGCUAGUUCUCCUGGAGUCGGCGGUUUGGGGACACUGUCGGUGUUUUUAAAGAGAAAUGGGUUUCUUUCCGCCACCCCCGGUCUCUGGCUCUUGGUAUGCGUGUGUGAAGGGCGCCCACCUGUGCGCGGGGAGCAUGGCGAUGCCCGCGUGCACACGCGGCUCAGAAGGCCCCCUGGUGGGGCAAGCAUGUGCAGCCUGGCUGCGGACUGUGCAUACCGCAGCGCCCUGCUUGGGCAGUUGGUACGUCAGGCGCGGCGAGAGGUCGGGCGAGAACACGUGCAGCGACACACGGGGACGCAAGUGCUGCCGUCACGGGGCUCCUGUUCCCACGUGAGGGGUCCCAGCAGGGAGACUGGCGCUGUGGGGUGCAGGGCGAGCUGACUGCUGAGCUGCUGGUGUGCUGGGAGGAGGGUCAUCUGCUCCCGGCUGAACCCAUGGGGCUGUGGUUCCGGGGGCCGGUAUGGGUGUCACAGUCAUGGAGGGCCGCAGGGUAAACGACAGGGCACCCAGCUCCACCUGCGCUGCCGAGGAACCCCGGGUCAGGCUUCCAUGCAGCAUCUGGGAUGUACCGACCCCGAUCGAAACAGGUUUCACGGCAACGCACACCUGCUGGGCGCCUGUGUUCUGCUUCCCAGGCCUCUGCCAUGCAGUGCGUGUGAGGACAGUCACGUGCCUGCCUGUCUGUCCCCGGGGACUGACGGGAGUGUGGCUGUGUGUCUGGAGGGCCUGCCUGGAAGCCGGGGACGGCUCGCUGCCUGCCGGAGCCCCUCAGUCUCAUGAUGAGGGGACUCGGGAAGUGGCUUGGGUGGGGGAACCUGGGCGUGGGCGACCUUCCAAUCUCAUCCCCAGGGUUGGCAGGUGUCUGCCGUUUCGGCCGUGUCUUAGGCCAAGGUAAUAGGGGGCCCUGUGGGGUGAAGAAGGCCUGGGCUCAUGCAGAGUCUGGACUUGUCUGGGGUCCGGCACUGGUCACAUGACCUGCGGCUGAGCACCCGCAAUCUCUCUUCCAGUCGCCACGUUCAGCAUUCUUCCGGGUUGGACAGAUGAGCAACGUGGAGCUAGACGAUGAGCUGCUCGACCCAGAGACGGACCCCCCUCACCCUUUCCCCAAGGAGAUCCCGCACAACGAGAAGCUGUUGUCCCUCAAGUAUGAGAGCUUGGACUACGACAACAGUGAGAACCAGCUGUUCCUGGAGGAGGAGAGGCGCAUCAACCACACGGCCUUCCGGACGGUAGAGAUGAAGCGCUGGGUCAUCUGUGCCAUGAUUGGAAUCCUCACGGGCCUUGUGGCCUGCUUCAUUGACAUCGUGGUAGAGAACGUGGCUGGCAUGAAGUACAAGGUCGUCAAGGACAAUAUCGACAAGUUCACGGAGAGGGGCGGGCUCUCCUUCUCCCUUUUGCUGUGGGCCACGCUGAACUCCGCGUUCGUGCUCGUGGGCUCUGCAAUCGUCGCCUUUGUGGAGCCGGUUGCCGCUGGCAGCGGGAUCCCCCAGAUCAAGUGCUUCCUGAACGGGGUGAAGAUCCCCCACGUGGUCCGGCUCAAGACCCUCGUGAUCAAAGUGUCCGGCGUGAUCUUGUCCGUGGUGGGCGGACUGGCAGUGGGAAAGGAGGGGCCGAUGAUUCACUCGGGCUCCGUCAUUGCCGCUGGAAUUUCCCAGGGGAGGUCGACGUCGCUGAAGCGAGAUUUCAAGAUCUUUGAGUACUUCCGCAGGGACACGGAGAAGCGGGACUUUGUCUCCGCGGGAGCUGCGGCCGGCGUGUCUGCUGCAUUCGGAGCCCCCGUGGGUGGGGUCCUGUUCAGCCUGGAGGAGGGUGCCUCGUUCUGGAACCAGUUCCUGACGUGGAGAAUAUUCUUUGCUUCUAUGAUUUCCACGUUCACCCUGAAUUUCGUUCUGAGCAUUUACCAUGGAAACAUAUGGGACCUGUCCAGCCCAGGGCUUAUCAAUUUUGGGAGAUUUGACACAGAGACGAUGGUGUACACGAUCCACGAGAUUCCCAUCUUCAUCGCCAUGGGCGUAGUGGGUGGUAUUCUUGGCGCCGUGUUCAAUGCCUUGAAUUACUGGCUGACAAUGUUUCGAAUCAGGUACAUCCACCGGCCCUGCCUCCAGGUGAUCGAGGCCAUGCUGGUGGCCGCAGUGACGGCCACGGUCGCCUUCGUGCUGAUUUACUCAUCCCGAGACUGCCAGCCCUUGCAGGGGAGCUCUGUGUCCUACCCCCUCCAGCUCUUCUGUGCAGACGGCGAGUACAACUCCAUGGCCGCCGCCUUCUUCAACACCCCGGAGAAGAGCGUGGUCAGCCUCUUCCACGACCCCCCAGGCUCCUACAACCCCAUGACGCUCGGCCUUUUCACCCUGGUCUACUUCUUCCUGGCCUGCUGGACCUAUGGGCUGACGGUGUCCGCCGGUGUCUUCAUCCCAUCGCUGCUCAUCGGGGCCGCCUGGGGCCGGCUCUUUGGCAUUUCACUGUCCUACGUUACAGGGGCUGCGAUCUGGGCAGACCCUGGCAAAUAUGCCCUCAUGGGAGCAGCUGCCCAGCUGGGUGGGAUUGUGAGGAUGACCCUCAGCCUGACUGUCAUCAUGAUGGAGGCCACCAGCAACGUGACGUAUGGCUUCCCCAUCAUGCUGGUCCUGAUGACCGCCAAGAUCGUGGGCGACAUCUUCAUCGAGGGCCUGUACGACAUGCACAUCCAGCUGCAGAGCGUGCCUUUCCUGCACUGGGAGGCUCCCGUCACCUCUCACUCGCUCACCGCCAGGGAGGUGAUGAGCACACCGGUCACCUGCCUGCGGAGGAGGGAGAAGGUGGGCGUCAUUGUGGACAUUCUCAGCAACACAGCGUCCAAUCACAACGGGUUUCCUGUGGUGGAAUUUGCUGGCGACAACCAGCCGGCCCGGCUGCAGGGCUUGAUCCUGCGCUCCCAGCUCAUCGUCCUCCUGAAGCACAAGGUGUUCGUGGAGCGCUCCAGCAUGGGCCUGGUGCGGCGGCGGCUGAGGCUGAAGGACUUCCGAGACGCCUACCCACGCUUCCCGCCCAUCCAGUCCAUCCACGUGUCGCAGGACGAGCGCGAGUGCACCAUGGACCUCUCGGAGUUCAUGAACCCCUCGCCCUACACGGUGCCCCAGGACGCGUCCCUCCCGCGCGUGUUCAAGCUGUUCCGGGCUCUCGGCCUCCGGCACCUGGUGGUAGUGGACAACUGCAACCAGGUGGUUGGACUGGUGACCAGGAAGGACCUGGCCAGGUACCGCCUCGGGAGGGGGGGCCUGGAGGAGCUGGCCCUGGCCCAGACGUGAGCCCCGCCCCCCGCGCCCCCUCGCUCCCUGGGGCAGCGGUGGAUGCGGCAUCCCCCAGUACUCGGGGCACGCGUGUGUCUGUGUGUCUGUGCGCGUGUGAGA